Aspergillus steynii IBT 23096 is the source of this 1756-nucleotide messenger RNA. Its product is annotated as MFS general substrate transporter. Gene Ontology annotation, molecular function: transmembrane transporter activity. The transcript is spliced from 6 exons. Lineage: Eukaryota; Fungi; Ascomycota; Eurotiomycetes; Eurotiales; Aspergillaceae. The record is from RefSeq and is a predicted model, not a curated record. The coding region runs from base 1 to 1596 and encodes 531 amino acids. Gene Ontology annotation, biological process: transmembrane transport.
AUGGGGUACAAGCCGACCGUUGAAUUGGCCGAAGACGCCGACAUUCAGAAGAACAACACCGACAAAAUCCUCGUCGAUAGCGAUGGAUGUGUGCAGAGGCUGCCGAUUCCCAGCGCAGACCCCAAUGAUCCGUUGAACUUUACGUUCUGGGAGAAAUUGGGGGUGGUGGUCAGUUGUUGCUGGUUUUCCUCAAUGUCGCUGUCCGUCGUCGGUGGAUUGGGUGCGAUUCUGGAUGUGUUCAUCCAGAUGUAUACGGCUGACGGGCGGAGUGUGAAUGAGGUGGUCUGGUUGUCCACAUUUCCAUCCCUAUUCGUGGGAAUUGGGAACUUCUUGAUUCUUCCUCUCGGAUUGGUGUACGGCCGUCGACUUGCAACUCUCCUGUCCACCGUCAUCCUCCUCGCUGCCACAAUAGGAUGUGCCGUGUCGAAUACCUGGGAGCAGCAUCUUGGACUGAGGAUCAUUCAAGGACUUGCAGCGGGUGCUACUGAGUCGGUCCUUCCUUUGAUACUGGCAGAGGUUACCUUCGUGCAUCAACAUGGCAUGGUAUAUGGGAUGUAUUGGGCUGCUCAGAAUGCCAUCACCGGUGUUUUGAACCUAGCCAGUUCAUACGAGGUCGCGGCCCUUGGAUGGCGAUGGUACUACUGGGUCUUCACCAUAGCGAUCGGCGCUGGGUUGGUUAUUGUGGUCUUCGCGGGCUUCGAGACCGCAUAUCAUCGAGACUCACAGUUCUUGAACGGCAGAUUAGUGCUGACCGAUCAGUUCGGGGUGACUCGUAUACUAACCUCCAGCGAAACCCAGGAGUACCUCUCCCAAGGCGCUCACCAGAUCAACCCUCACGACAACAUCUCCAAACACUCCUACCUUCAUAUGCUCAAACCAUGGACCGCCCCAUACAACAACCAAUCCCUCCUAAAAGCGACACCCCAAACAUGGCUGCACAUCUGCGAAGCCUUCACCUCCCCUGGAAUCCUUUACGCUACGCUCCUCUCCUCCGUCGUCCUCGGCGCCUCCGUCGGCAUGUCCCUCUCCUACAACACCGUCCUGCAAUACAGCUACCACUGGGCCCCCGAAAACAUCGGCCUGAUCAACCUCGGCGGCGUCUUCGGCGGUCUCGGCGGAAUGCUCUACGCCGGUAUCUUCGGCGAUAGGUUCAUCCUAUACAUGGCUAAACGUUGCGGAGGUGUCCAUUCCCCUGAACAUCGUCUCCCGCUUCUCAUCUUCCCUGGCAUUCUGUGCAUUCUGUCCUUAUUGCUGUACGGCUUCACAGCUGAAGGCGGCCCCUCGCUCACAUGGGGUGGUCCCUACAUGGCCUGGACGUUGUAUCAGAUUGCGUUCGUGUCGGUGCUGAUCCUCUCGACGUCUUUUGCGGCUGAGGCGUGGGAGAAAAAUCCUGGUCCUGCGCUGGUGGCUGUUGUGGGGACGAAGAACAUCGUGGCGUUUGGUUUGAGUUAUGGGAUUAAUCCUAUGGUCGAGAAGUACUCGUAUCCUGUUGCGUAUGGUGUGCUUGCUGCAGUUGUGGGUGGUAUUUUUGUGCUGGGGGUGCCGGUUUAUAUUUGGAAUCCGAGGUGGCGACGAUACAUGGAAAGGAAGGAAUGAUUUGACGAUUCGAUUGAAUAUUAUUGCAACCUGGUGCUUUGACUUGUAGCAUGGUCUGGGUAUAUACUGGGGCUGAUCGGGCUAUCUAAAGAAGUAUCAUACUUUACCUACUUGCUUCUUAAAGGAUUAUUGCUCUCGAAAGACCCAGGCUAGAUUGCCG